Molecule: messenger RNA, 397 nt
Organism: Melitaea cinxia (Glanville fritillary)
Lineage: Eukaryota; Metazoa; Arthropoda; Insecta; Lepidoptera; Nymphalidae
Product: pupal cuticle protein C1B-like
Exons: 2
Coding region: 101-340 (79 amino acids)
Source: RefSeq, a predicted model, not a curated record
AAAUAAAGGCACUAUAAAAAGGUUUGCUGUCGAACAUUAAGCAUCACACACAUUUCUUGUUUUCGUUUGUUCACUUGACGAAUAAUUUCAAACAAUCAAAAUGUUCAAGCUUUUCAUCUUCGCCUGCUUCCUCGCUCUCGCCGCCGCCAAGCCCGGAGUCCUGCCUCUGGCGUACACUGCUGCGUACACCGCCCCCGUCGCUGCUGCGUACACAGCUCCAGUGGCCGCAGCGUACACCGCUCCAGUGACUUACUCCGCGUACACGGCUUACACCGCACCAGUGGCCUAUUCCGCUUAUACUUACGCGUCUCCAUACUCCGCAUACUACCUUCGCCGUUAAUUUUACGACAUCGAUGAAUUCUAAUUAUAAAACGCAUGAAUAAAUAAUUGCAAAACA